Messenger RNA from Peronospora matthiolae, 1416 nucleotides. The record is from the annotation of a GenBank genome assembly. NCBI's taxonomy places the organism in Eukaryota, Oomycota, Peronosporomycetes, Peronosporales, Peronosporaceae.
AUGUCUUUGCUCAUGUCCACAGUCAACCUGCAGCGUGCAAAAUGUCGCCUAGAGAGCUACUGGCGCCCUCUGAUCGGUGGAAACCGACUAGCGGAUCGGCUGAGUUUUCUGGCAAGAUCCAGUGUGCAGGCGAUGCGUCCACGUGAAAACAGCGACCUUGCGAGUGCGGGGAUCGCAUCUGUUGAGAAGGUUUCGCUGGUUCACGAGUCGAAGCUCAGUCCGACAAUGGGAGACCUCUCUGAAGACAUCGAAGCGGUUGUCAGUGUUGAGUACAACGCCAAACAUGAUGGUGGUUCCUCAUCAGUGAUGAAAAGCAGGAGAUGCAGCCAAGAAACCGAGACUCGAGGUGCUGACCUUAUCCGAGAGAAUGAUAACGCUGGACAGGAUCAGGUGACACCCAGCGAUGGUGCUGCUGCUCUCGAAAGUCCAACGCGUGAUCAGCCAACUGGUUUGCAAAUCACUACGGCAGGAUUACAGCAGGUAUCCUUCUCUGCGGACACAACGGGAAAAUCAUCAACCGUCCCGCCCGCGGAACAAACCACCACAGGUGUGAGUGCACUGCCGUCUGUAGAUCACUCCGUCAGUUCACCAUUGCAAGAGAUGCCGUUUCCGGAAGAGAUCUCCCGAGUCGCAGGUCCAACACUUGGCUCUAUCCUGCAACGUAUUCACCUCAACGAUGGCGAUGUGAGCGAGCUCGACUUCUCGGCUCUGUCUCAGCACAACAAACGGCUCGAAUCUGAAGGGUGUGCCCUUGUAGCGCGCUCUUUGACGACCAAUUGCACCGUUCGGAAGCUUAUUAUUCGAGACCACGAUAUUGGAGACGGCGGUGCUGUCGCUCUCUCCAAGAUGUUGUGCAUCAACACGACUCUGGAGUACUUGGAACUAACCGGGAACAACAUCAGCGAUCGAGGGGCUGAAGCGCUCGCGCAGGCACUGUACGGACACGACUCGUUGACGCAUUUGUGUCUGGAGAACAACUGGAUCAGCGAUCGUGGUGCUGAAGCUCUCGCACAAGCCAUCCGUUGCAACUGUACGCUUAAAUCUUUGGGCCUAGUACACAACCGAAUCACAGGGAAGGGGGCUCAGGCGUUGCUUGACGCACUGGAUGUCAACAUGCAUUUGGAGAUCGUUAACCUUGGUGCAAACGACGUGCCGACUUUCGUCGGAAGCCAACUGGCUGCGACACUAGCACGCAAUCGUGCCGAGUCUUUGCUGUUCGGCUUGCAUGCUGCAGAGAAGGAGACAGACGAGGUUGCUGGCAAGGCCAGUGGAUUGGAUACAGAAGACGAAGAUGAAGACAGCAGCGGGAUGGAAGAAAAAUGGGAGAGUGACGACGAUGGGAGAGCGUCGAGCGGGUUUCAACACUGCUCGGAAGCGACGGACAGUCCCUCGAGCAGCAGCGGUCUUUGGAUCUGA